UCAGAAUCGAUCAGAAUGACAAUACUACUCAAAUCUUCCUCGUUCAAACCUAUUCCUUCAUCAUUGGUUUCCUCAAGACCUAUCUUCCGACGUUCGAGUACUGAGGAGACGGAGCCCAAAUAUAAGAAUGUGUGCGAAAAAAUCAAAUCCAAACAUAAGAAAGAUGAAUCGACAACAGAGACAAGCAAAACUCCCAACAAUAUGUCCAAAUUAUACAAGCAAGGAGAAUGGCGACCGUACUCUCCAUUUCAGGAUACUAAAAACUGGGCCGAAUGGACUGUGGCAAGAAUGGACGAUUUGAUCAAUUGGGGAAGAAGCAGGUCCUUGUGGCCGAUGACCUUUGGCUUAGCUUGCUGUGCAGUCGAAAUGAUGCAGUUUGCUGCUCCUCGAUAUGACAUGGACAGGUAUGGUGUCGUGUUCCGGGCGUCUCCUCGCCAAACCGACGUCAUCAUCGUAGCGGGAACGCUCACCAACAAGAUGGCCGUGGCCUUCAGGAAGGUCUACGACCAGAUGCCGGAACCCAAAUGGGUGAUCUCGAUGGGCAGCUGCGCCAAUGGCGGAGGAUACUACCAUUACUCCUAUUCCGUGGUCAGGGGGUGCGACAGGAUCGUGCCAGUGGACAUAUACGUUCCCGGUUGUCCACCGACUGCUGAAGCGCUGCUGUACGGGGUGCUCAUGUUGCAGAGGAAGGUGAAGCGGAUGAACGCCGUACAGACUUGGUAUAGGAAGUAGAAAUCUUUAAUACUGUGUUACCGAGAUGAGGUCUCGGAAAACGGGAGGAGAUACAAAUCCGAGGAAUGAAAAAAAAGAUGCGCAUCCCGAUUAGAUUAGAAUAUAUUCAAAGAGGGGCCUUUGGGCUAUCUGUCUCCAUACCGCAACCUUCUCAGAUCUCUUGUGUCUGCCCUCAAAUUCGUUUGAAGUUCUUCAGCUAGCCCUGCCUUCUUUAUGAGGCUCCAUAAGCUAGCUUCCAGAUCCCCUGUGUAUCUAUGGGCUCUCGGUUUUCACUCUUUCAGAGUAAGGAACCAUAGUCUUGACAAGCACAGUCGCAAAAUAUGUGUACUGCUGUUUCCUCCUCUAUCCUAUCGUACUCAUAGGUUUGUUGAGCCUACAAUGCCAUGUUAGAAGACCCAAUACGAUGCCAACGGCCUCUGGAAAUUUUCAAAAUUGCUUGAAGUUGUUUGGUUAUAUCGAUCAAUUUUGUAUAUGUGUACGGCUGUUUCCUCCUCUACCUGAAAGAACCUGCACAGCAGUUCCUCAGCCAGGCCUAUCGUACCCAUUUGUUUGUAGAGGCUAAAAUGCCGUGUAAGAAGACCCAAUCCGAUACCAACGGCCUUCGGAAAAUUUCAAAAUCGUCUAGUUUUUCAGUUAUAUCGAUCAAUUUUAGGAAAAUCGAUUUUAUCUUCUUUCUACAUUGUUAUUAGAGAUACAAAGAUACCAAAAAUAGUUUCGAAUAGAAAAUUUUGAUGUGAUUUGACGUGUCGAUACAGAUUUUCCCUCACAACGUUUCGUAUUCGUAAAACCAUUAGGCGAUCGCGCUGGCCAUGGGACUCUAGAAUUAGUUUAUCAACUUAGGAAAUUCUUGUGAGAAUCCAUUAACAUAAAACAACUGAUAGCGCUGCAUUGAAUAAUUCAUGAAGUAUUUUUUUCAACUUGGUAUGAAAUAUUUACUUCAUCAAUAUUUGACACUGAAUGAUCAGGAAUAAGUGGAACUGAGGUUGGAGGAGGCUGAAACUGGUUCUCGUAGAGAAAUCUAUCACCACAUUAGAUCUCAUCAAAAGAUCAUAUGGGAAAAUAUGUUCAGUUUCUUGGUAUUUCCGAUGAUUAAGACAAAUAGAGAAUAGAUUUUCCACAAAUUCACUAUUUUCGGAAUAACUGAAAAACUAAAACUAAUUUAGAAAAUUCUCCAACGCCGUUGGUAUAACAUUUCGAAUGCGUAAUUUUUUUUCCAUCCAACUGAAUUCGUAUCUCCGUUUCCGAGAUCCCAAUGCAGUGCAACUUUAUCUUGGUUAUACUAUAUACUAUGAUUCAGAAGGAGUUCUAAAAUUUAG
Molecule: messenger RNA, 2048 nt
Organism: Phaedon cochleariae (mustard beetle)
Lineage: Eukaryota; Metazoa; Arthropoda; Insecta; Coleoptera; Chrysomelidae
Source: the annotation of a GenBank genome assembly